CCAAUAUUUGUAGCAACAUAACUCUAUGGAUUAUCCAUAACAGGCACGUGCUUUCACUCAAGUCACAGUCAUCGAGCGAUUGUUAUUAUUGUAUGCUUUCUCGAUUCCCCAUUAUUCUAUAGUGACUUAUUGUCUGCGAUAUCACCUCGGUGGAAGCGGACGUAAAAUACAACUAACUAACAACAUGUCAGGUCGAUUUGCGCUCAUGUUGUCAAAUUGUUCCGGUUCGAUGAAUUUCGAGAAAUGUUUUUGGAGCAAUGUUUUUUUUAGAAAUGUUUUGCAAGAUUUGAUUUUGGAAAUUUGUUGUUGAAAUGUAAAUGUGGGCUAAUAUUUUGAUCUUCUAAAAUAAGUGUUAUCUUAAUAUAACUAAAAUUAAAUUAAACCAAAAUACAAAUCUUUCAUGGCAAAUGUCUGACUUGUUAAACAAAUAUUGAUUUUAAGAUACAAAUGUUAAUUUUAAUGUACAAAUGUCGGAGUACGACAACAAAUAGAGAAUUAAGGACUAUGAAUUAAGAACACUGAAUAAAGAGCCAUUUGGUCUUCCAUACCUACUGGAACUCUUUCGUCCCGCAAACAAUACGACUAUCAUGACAAAAUUAACAAUAUAAGUCAUUGCCUGCGUACAUUUGGGUCAGGGCGUGUGAUGUUGUUUUGAUUUUUUGCAGCUGAAUCGGUUGUUUGGGUGACUACUGGUAAAAGUGAACCGGUUGUUUUAGCUGGCUGCAAUACUCAACUGGAUUGCGACUUACAUGUUGAAAAGUAUGACGUCUCUCUGUUAAAGGUUAAUGGAUUCACGGAAAAUGGACUGGAUAAAACGGACAGGUAUGAAAUACAGAAGACUACAACCAGACAAGGACAGCACAUUACUCUGAAUAUAACAAAUGUGACAUUACAAGAUGCUGGUAUAUAUAGAUGUAAAGUAGAUUUGACAGACCACUCUAAAGACAUUAACCUCGCCGUUAUUGAUUUCCAGUGGAAGAGUAAUAUGGCGACUAUGAAGGUUCGCGUGGCAAAUAAUAUAACGAUGCAAUAGGAAUAUGUAUCCAAGGCUGAGUUUGAAUAUAUUUUUUUAUUUAGAAAAUCCAUGGAAGAUGACACCAGACGGGGUCUUGUUAAGUGGGAGUAUGGCAUUGAAGCAGCAAGAUGGAAGGAUGACAGAAUUGACCUUCGUUUGAUUACCAAUAACUCAACAAAAAUUAUAUUUAACUUACGCACCUUAGUAGAGGAUGACAGAACGGACCUUCGUUUGAUUACCAAUAACUCAACAAAAAUUAUAUUUAACUUACGCACCUUAGUAGAGGAUGACUUGAAAUAUAAAUACCACUUACAGUUAAAAUACAGUGAUACCUGUAUCAUAUCUCACAAACCAGUUAGUUUACAAGAAGAUGUAGAGCCCAGAAUGAUAGAUCCGGACAAUCAGCAGAUGUAUGGUAGAAUUGGCGAAAAGAUACCAUUAGUAUUUACGUAUUACUACAGCUUCCCGGCAUUCAUCAUUAACUUCACCCGUGCAAAUAGCUCCGGAUUUAAAUAUGAACCUGGGGACGUCACUUGGAAAGAUGUAAAUUCAGUUAUAGAUGACGACAGACUGAUCUUUAAUAACCGAUCUAUAUUAGGUGGAGGGCAGAUAUCUCUAAUUAUAUUAAAUACAACUAUUCAAGAUUAUAAUGCUGUCUAUAAAUGUGAAGUUAUAUUUACCAAUGGCAAGAUUGUUUCUGCAAUGAUUGAAUUAAUUCUACAAUCUGACACAGUCAUGCCUGAAACAGAGAAGACGACAUUUGAAAGAAAUAUGAUGAUAGUAUUGGUGAUAGUAAUGGUAUUAACAAGUUUGAUAAUAGGAAUUGUUGUUUGUAGAUAUAAAUGUAGAUCACAUAAAUAUGAGAGACCGAGACGUGCCAGUAAUACCACGAAUAAUAUGAGACAUUCCUACAUUUCAAUAAACAGUGUUGUUAUAUUCCAUGCCAACCGUGAUUCUACUACAACCAAUACUGAGUCUACUGCAUCUAACGACACAGAUGCAUAUGCUAAUCCUUACGAUCCAAUCAACAGAGAUGGUAUUGAUACCAGUAAAAACUUUUAUAUGUCACUACAUAAUGCUGGAACAAGUAACAUUAACCAAGGCGAUGAUGUCCACGAAACAGAAGUUGAUGACAAUUCGGUAACCAAAAUAGACGAUGAUGAUGAUGACGACGAUGAUGUAACUAAUAUAGAUGAUAUCCACACAGCCGAUGAUGAUAACGACGAUGAUAACGACGAUGAUGAUGAUGAUGAUGAUACAUAGGCACAUGACUCUAACCCUUACAAUCCUCUAAACAAAUAUACCAUGAACAGUGAUAUACACAGUUAUAUAUCGCUACCACCAUGUACCAGAUCCGACUAUGGAAAGAAUGACCUUUUGCACAAUUCCAGGAUAGUAGAUGGCGUAAUAAUAAUUCAGUAAUGAACAUUUUCUGCGUCGAUGUUUUGGAACAUAACAUUGAGUGAGACUGGUAAAAGUGGUGUAAAGUUCCAUUACAUCAAACUCGGGGUGUAGUUUCAGUAUUUCAAUACGGUGAUGAGCAAUUUUUAUUAGUCAAGAUUUUGGAACUCGACAACAUUGAUUCUAAUUGGGUGACACUACUUACAUUGAGAACUGCUUAGCAACAUAAUAGAUGCUGUAUAUAAAAAGAUAUAUACAAUUAAAAAAUGUGUGUUGGGGGACAUCAGCCUCACUGUUGGCUUGUUUUAUUUAAAAAUUUAUUCUUUGAUAUACGUUAUUCAUAUAUUUGUUACUUUGCUAGUCAUAUGUUUUGUGCAAUAGGGAUCCAUGAGAUAUCCUCAUUUUUUGUUAUUCGCAAUUGAUAUACUGUACACAUAUUCCUGUUUUUGAAUUUAAAUUGAUUUUUUUUAAACAAAAUAUAUCUUUGUUUUUAAACUGAUAA
Messenger RNA from Patella vulgata (common limpet), 2918 nucleotides. Its product is annotated as protein ecdysoneless homolog. The record is from RefSeq and is a predicted model, not a curated record. Bases 1085 to 2278 code for a protein of 397 amino acids. NCBI's taxonomy places the organism in Eukaryota, Metazoa, Mollusca, Gastropoda, Patellidae. The transcript is spliced from 8 exons.